GGGCGGCGGCGGUGCCGCCGCGCGGGAGUCACGUGGCUUCUUCCUUUCCGUCUGUGGCCGGCUGGGAGCUGGUGAGGCGCGUGGGGUCUCGUGCUGGUUCCCCUUCGUCUCCUCUCCCGGCUCGGCCCACUAGGGAGUUAGUUGACGCCGGGUGAACUCAGCCAGCUGCCAAGAUGCCGGCCUAUUUCCAGAGGCCGGAAAAUGCCCUCAAACGCGCCAACGAAUUUCUUGAGGUUGGCAAAAAGCAACCUGCCCUGGAUGUUCUUUAUGAUGUUAUGAAAAGUAAGAAACAUAGAACAUGGCAGAAGAUACAUGAGCCAAUUAUGUUGAAAUACUUGGAACUUUGUGUGGAUCUUCGUAAGAGCCACCUGGCUAAGGAAGGAUUAUAUCAGUACAAGAACAUUUGUCAACAGGUGAAUAUUAAAUCUCUGGAGGAUGUUGUUAGAGCAUAUUUGAAACUGGCAGAAGAAAAAACUGAAGCUGCUAAAGAAGAAUCCCAACAGAUGGUAUUAGAUAUAGAAGAUCUGGAUAAUAUUCAAACUCCUGAGAGUGUUCUCCUAAGUGCAGUAAGUGGGGAAGACACACAGGAUCGUACUGAUAGGUUACUUUUAACUCCCUGGGUUAAGUUCCUGUGGGAAUCGUACAGACAGUGUUUGGACCUUCUUCGAAACAAUUCUCGAGUAGAGCGCCUCUACCAUGAUAUUGCCCAGCAAGCUUUCAAAUUCUGCCUCCAAUAUACCCGGAAGGCUGAGUUCCGUAAGCUGUGUGACAAUUUGAGGAUGCACUUAUCCCAAAUUCAGCGCCAUCAUAACCAAAGCACAGCAAUCAAUCUUAAUAAUCCAGAGAGCCAAUCCAUGCAUUUGGAAACGAGGCUUGUUCAAUUGGAUAGUGCUAUCAGCAUGGAACUGUGGCAGGAAGCAUUCAAAGCUGUGGAAGAUAUUCAUGGGCUAUUUUCCUUGUCUAAAAAACCACCUAAGCCUCAGUUGAUGGCAAAUUACUAUAACAAAGUCUCAACUGUGUUUUGGAAAUCUGGAAAUGCUCUUUUUCAUGCAUCUACACUACAUCGCCUUUACCAUCUGUCUAGAGAAAUGAGAAAGAAUCUCACCCAAGAUGAGAUGCAAAGAAUGUCUACUAGAGUCCUUUUGGCUACUCUUUCCAUCCCUAUUACCCCUGAACGUACAGAUAUUGCUCGACUUCUGGAUAUGGAUGGCAUUAUAGUUGAAAAACAACGUCGCCUUGCAACGCUGCUAGGUCUUCAAGCCCCACCAACGCGAAUUGGCCUUAUUAAUGAUAUGGUCAGAUUUAAUGUGCUACAAUAUGUUGUUCCAGAAGUGAAAGACCUUUAUAACUGGUUGGAAGUAGAAUUUAACCCGCUAAAACUCUGUGAGAGAGUCACAAAGGUUCUAAAUUGGGUAAGGGAACAACCUGAAAAGGAACCAGAAUUACAGCAGUAUGUGCCACAACUGCAGAACAACACCAUACUUCGCCUCCUGCAGCAGGUGGCACAGAUUUAUCAGAGCAUUGAGUUUUCUCGUUUGACUUCUCUGGUUCCUUUUGUUGAUGCUUUCCAACUGGAACGGGCCAUAGUAGAUGCAGCCAGGCACUGCGACCUGCAGGUUCGUAUCGACCACACUUCUCGGACCUUGAGUUUUGGAUCUGAUUUGAAUUACGCUACUCGAGAAGAUGCCCCAAUUGGUCCUCAUCUGCAGAGCAUGCCUUCAGAACAGAUAAGAAAUCAGCUGACAGCCAUGUCUUCAGUGCUUGCAAAAGCACUUGAAGUCAUCAAGCCAGCUCACAUAUUGCAAGAGAAAGAAGAACAGCAUCAGUUGGCAGUUACUGCGUAUCUUAAAAAUUCACGAAAAGAGCAUCAGCGUAUCCUGGCUCGCCGGCAGACAAUUGAGGAAAGGAAAGAGCGACUUGAAAGCCUAAAUAUUCAGCGUGAGAAAGAAGAACUGGAGCAGAGGGAAGCUGAACUCCAGAAAGUACGGAAGGCUGAGGAAGAGAGGCUGCGCCAGGAGGCAAAGGAGAGAGAGAAGGAGCGGAUCUUACAGGAACAUGAACAAAUCAAAAAGAAAACUGUUCGUGAGCGUUUGGAGCAGAUCAAGAAAACAGAGCUGGGUGCGAAAGCAUUCAAAGAUAUUGAUAUUGAGGACCUUGAAGAAUUGGAUCCAGAUUUCAUCAUGGCUAAACAAGUUGAACAACUGGAGAAAGAGAAGAAGGAACUUCAAGAACGCUUAAAGAAUCAAGAAAAGAAGAUUGACUAUUUUGAAAGAGCCAAACGUUCAGAAGAGAUUCCUUUGAUAAAGAGUGCUUAUGAGGAGCAGAGGAUUAAAGAUAUGGAUCUGUGGGAACAGCAAGAAGAAGAAAGAAUUACCACUAUGCAGCUAGAACGGGAAAAGGCUCUUGAACAUAAGAAUCGAAUGUCACGAAUGCUUGAAGACAGAGAUUUAUUUGUGAUGCGACUCAAAGCCGCCCGGCAGUCUGUAUAUGAGGAAAAACUUAAACAGUUUGAAGAGCGAUUAGCAGAAGAAAGGCACAAUCGCUUGGAGGAACGUAAGAGGCAACGUAAAGAAGAACGCAGAAUAACUUACUAUAGAGAAAAAGAAGAAGAGGAGCAGAGGAGGGCAGAAGAACAAAUGAUAAAAGAGCGAGAAGAGAGAGAGAGAGCUGAACGAGCAAAACGUGAAGAAGAGCUUCGAGAAUAUCAGGAGCGGGUCAAGAAACUAGAAGAAGUGGAAAGGAAAAAACGCCAAAGGGAGUUGGAAAUUGAAGAAAGAGAGCGUCGUAGAGAGGAAGAAAGAAGACUUGGUGAUGAUCCACUGUCUAGGAAAGACUCUCGUUGGGGAGAUAGAGAUUCAGAAGGAACAUGGAGAAAAGGACCUGAAGCUGACUCUGAGUGGAGGAGAGGCCUGCCAGAAAAGGAGUGGAGACGUGAAGGGCGGGAUGAUGAGAGACCUCAUAGAAGAGAUGAAGACCGCCCAAGACGCUUGGGGGAAGAUGAGGAGAGAGAGUCUUCUCACAGACCAGAUGACGACCGGGUGCCCAGGCGUGGCGUGGAUGAGGACAGAGGCCCCAGACGUGGUCCUGAUGAAGAUCGCUUCUCUCGCCGUGGACCAGAAGAUGACCGACCUUCCUGGCGUAAUGCAGAUGACGACAGGCCUCCCAGACGAAUUGGUGACGAGGACAGGGGAAGUUGGCGUCAUGCAGAUGAUGACAGACCACCUAGACGAGGACUGGAUGAUGACAGAGGAAGCUGGCGAACAGCUGAUGAGGACAGAGGGCCGAGACGUGGGAUGGAUGAGGACCGGGUGUUGAGGCGGGGAGGUGCUGAUGAUGAAAGAUCAUCCUGGCGGAAUGCUGAUGAUGACCGGGGUCCCAGGCGGGGCUUGGAGGAUGAUCGGGGUCCCAGACGGGGCCUGGAUGAUGACCGAGGUCCCAGGCGAGGGUUGGAUGAAGACCGAGGAGCUUGGAGGAAUGCGGAGGAUGACAGGAUCUCCAGGCGAGGUACAGAUGAGGACAGGGGGUCUUGGAGAAACGUGGAUGAUGAUCGAAUCUCCAGACCCGGUCCCUGGAGACCAUAUGUUAAGCCAGGUGGAUGGAGAGAGAAGGAAAAAGCCAGAGAAGAGAGCUGGGGUCCACCUCGAGAAUCAAGACCAUCAGAAGAACGUGAAUGGGAUAGGGAUAAAGAAAGGGAUAGAGACAAUCAGGAUCGUGAGGAGAGUGACAAAGACCCCGAACGAGAAAGGGACAGAGAGAGAGAUGCCGAUCGUGAGGAUCGCUUCAGGAGACCCAGGGAUGAAGGUGGCUGGAGAAGAGGACCAGCUGAAGAAUCUUCGAGCUGGAGAGAUUCAAGUCGCCGCGAUGAUAGGGAUGACCGUCGUCGAGAGAGAGAUGAUCGGCGUGAUCUAAGAGAACGACGAGACCUAAGAGAAGAUCGAGAUCGGAGAGGGCCCCCUCUCAGAUCGGAACGUGAUGAAGUAAGCUCUUGGAGACGAGCUGAAGACAGGAAAGAUGACCGGGCAGAAGAGCGGGAUCCCCCUCGUCGUGUUCCUCCCCCAGCUCUGUCAAGAGAUCGAGAAAGAGAAAGAGACAGAGAAAGAGAAAGAGAAGGUGAAAAAGAGAAGGCCUCAUGGAGAGCUGAUAAAGAUAGGGAAUCCCUUCGUCGUACUAAAAAUGAGACUGAUGAAGAUGGCUGGACCACGGUACGACGCUAAGUCCCAAGAGAAUGGAUUCAGACUUUCGUGUCUUACAUAGGUUUGAUCACAUUCAAGGAUUAUUAUACUUGUAUUUCAGUCUAAAUUGGAUUCUUUAACAUUUCACCAUAACACAAAAGCAUGAACUUGUAUUAAUCCUAUGUAAUAGACUGAUCAUCCACCCUAUCCACAGGACAGUGAGAAACCAUGCCAUUUUCUGGAAUUUAAGGUGUUGCGUUAUUUCAUCAAUCAUUUGUUUACAAAAAAAAGAAAAACUAACAAAUUUAAAAUGUGAACCCAUCAGGUAUUGAGUAAUACCUGUAUCUUGGUAUAGAACAGAUCUUUUUUUCUUUUGAUUUUGAAAUACCUGAUAUUAAUUUGGAAUGAGGUAAGGUUCUAUUAAAUAGGUUAUUUGAAGACUCUUUAAACCAGUGGAUCUGAAACAAUUUUCGCACCAUUCGUAAUUGAAACAUACCUCUUUAGGUAUUUUGAGGUAUUUACUAUUAACUAAAUUUAGAAAGCUUUUGGGUUCACUCUAAGUGCAGUAAACAUUGGAGUCGGGAUUUUCUGUAGAUUUUACUUGAGGUGAGUAUAAAGCAGUUCGCAGUCUUUAUUGUAAUGACAAUACUGCUCGAGUGCAAACCCUGAAACAAUACAGCUUUUAAACUUAAAACUUUUUGGUAAACUAUCGCUGAAUUUUUUUCUGUUGCCAAUAGGAAACUGCUUUCCAUUAAUGGAGAAUUCAUGCCUUUCAAGCAUUUUAAAUACGACAAUAUUUAUAAAUGUGGUUUGGAGAAAUUGUUUAAAUUCUUUUUCCUAAUUUUCUUUCUCCAGAAUAGAGUCUUUCAACAAGUAAUUUCUAGUAAUGACUGUGUUGACUUCAAUUUUGGAGUAGUUAUGUUAAAGAUUAACUAUUUGGUCAUAUUGAAGCCAACACAGAACUUGCUGCUGUGUUUUCUUUCUUCAGUGAUAAAUAAAAUACUCACAGAAUUUUAGUGUU
Messenger RNA from Heterocephalus glaber (naked mole-rat), 5193 nucleotides. It is a transcript of the gene Eif3a, whose product is annotated as eukaryotic translation initiation factor 3 subunit A. Gene Ontology annotation, molecular function: mRNA binding; translation initiation factor activity. The record is from RefSeq and is a predicted model, not a curated record. NCBI's taxonomy places the organism in Eukaryota, Metazoa, Chordata, Mammalia, Rodentia, Bathyergidae. Gene Ontology annotation, biological process: formation of cytoplasmic translation initiation complex; translation reinitiation. Gene Ontology annotation, cellular component: eukaryotic translation initiation factor 3 complex, eIF3e; eukaryotic translation initiation factor 3 complex, eIF3m; multi-eIF complex.